AUGGAGAUAAACGAGAAGCAUAACAACCCUAAUUCUCAUAAGCGUCUCAGAGGAGAUGCACUUAUUUCCUGGUCAGAUCUUCCUCUAGAUCUCUUGAAUUUGGUUUUCAAACGCCUCAGCUUUCCUGAUUUCGAACGAGCUAAAUCCGUAUGUUGGUCUUGGCUAUCCUCUUCGAGACAAGCCGUACCCAAAAGUAGUAUCCCUUGGCUUGAUCUCUUCCCCGUAGACAACAACGAAAGUAGUUCUUGCACGUUGUUCAAUCCCGAGGAAACAGACAAACUUUACAAAACGCAAGAUCUAGGUUUGGAAUUUGCAAAGAGUGUUUGUAUGGCAACCUUUGGAAGUUGGUUCCUUAUGCAAGAUCCACGUCAGAAUCUCUACAUUGUGAAUAUCUUCACCCACGAGAGGAUCAAUCUACCUCCUGUGGAGUCACAGCUUGGAAGGAUAAAGAUAGAGCGAACUGUAGAUGAUUGGUUUCGUUUUGCUUCCAACGGACUGGUUUACAAGUACAAAGUUAUGAGAAUACGAUCCCCAGUGUUUUGGAUUGACGAGAAAACCAAAGAUUAUAUAGUUCUAUGUGGACUUUUACGAUUAUGUGUAGUUUAUUCCAGGAAAGGAGACACCUCGUGGAAGCAAAUCCCUGAAUUUUUAGAUUGUCGUGACAUGUUUUACAAGGAUCACAAGCUUUACUUGUUAACCUUUUCUUCCUGGUUUAAAAUCUUCGAAUUUUCUGGAGCGAUUCCACAACUUACCUUCAAUUCUGGUGUUAUUGGGGAAGGAUUUCAUUUGACUCAAGGCGUCGUUGUUGCCACAAAACUUGUAGUCACAGUAACAGGACAAGUCCUCAAGGUUGAAAAAUUCUGGAUAAGGGGCUCUAGUACCGUGUCCUUUAGGGUUUUCAAGAUUGUUUCAUCAGGAUUACUCACGAAACAACAAGUGGUUAGUUCUAUCGGAGACGAGACGUUGCUUUUUGAUCAAGGCAUCACUGUGCUCGCCAACGACAAUGAUGGAUUCAUUAGAGAUUCCAUCUAUUUCAGUCUCAGCGAAACUGAUAUCUUUGUUUUUCAUCUCAAGACACAGAAGACGGAGCCGCUGCACAGAUUUGAUCGUUCUUCAGUUCAAUUCUCUGGAGCUCGAUGGUUCUUACCAACUUUUACGCAAAAUUAA
This is a messenger RNA of Microthlaspi erraticum, 1167 nucleotides long. Lineage: Eukaryota; Viridiplantae; Streptophyta; Magnoliopsida; Brassicales; Brassicaceae. The record is from the annotation of a GenBank genome assembly.